Molecule: messenger RNA, 1928 nt
Organism: Coregonus clupeaformis (lake whitefish)
Lineage: Eukaryota; Metazoa; Chordata; Actinopteri; Salmoniformes; Salmonidae
Product: integrin-linked kinase-associated serine/threonine phosphatase 2C
Biological process (GO): protein dephosphorylation
Molecular function (GO): cation binding; protein serine/threonine phosphatase activity
Source: RefSeq, a predicted model, not a curated record
CGGGUCACGGUAUUUCGAAUUUUAAUUUGAAGGCAAAAUCCGAAAACCGGAUAUCUUAAUGUUGCUGCGGUGACGCUUAUAAAACAAAGCUUGAUAUAGCUUCGGAUUUCGACUAGAGACCAAAGUCUCGGGCGUUGCCAGUUGGUUGAAGCUUACAUUACAACACUGACCAUUUCCAUUCAGUGCUGCAUUGGCACUUUUGUGCCAGUUCAUUGUUCGGGAAAAAAUAUGUAAAUGCAUGUUCCAAAGAAUGCAGGCUCCGACAGUAGUACAAAACGGUUUGCGUUGGCCGGGAAUCGAACCCGGGUCAACUGCUUGGAAGGCAGCUAUGCUCACCACUAUACCACCAACGCUGACAGAAAAUGUAGGAGAAACAUGACCAAUUUCAAACUAACGUUCCUAGUAGCUACUUGCGAGCGCCCCUGCGAGUGCCCCUUCUUCAAGAUGGAUUUAUUUGACGAUCUUCCAGAACCAACCCAAAGCGCAGCCCCGGUCUGCCCUGCUUCAGGUGGUACAGAAGACAUGUCCACCACUGCUGGAGAACAGGGGGCCAAGAGGAAAAGAGAGGCACCCGAUGAUGAGGAGGUGGUGGUGGUGGACGAACAAAAACUAGAAGAAAAUAAAGUUUGUAAAGGUGUGCCUACGUUGAAGGGGUAUGUAGCCACUCAGAGGGGAGAGAGAGAGGAGAUGCAGGACGCUCACGUUCUCCUACCUGACACGAAAGCCUGCCUGUCCACCCUUCCAACUACAGUGUCUCGUCUGGCCUACUUCGCUGUGUUCGACGGCCAUGGAGGAGCUAGAGCUUCUCACUUCACUGCAGAACAUCUUCACCACACUCUGGCCUCGAAGUUCCCCAAAGUAGAAACGGAGAACCUGGACAAACUGGUGAAGAAGUGCCUACUAGACACCUUCCGACAGACAGAUGAAGACUUCCUGAAAAAAGCCUCCAGCCAAUAACCUGCCUGGAUGGAUGGCUUUACAGCCACCUGUAUGUUAGUGGUGGAUGACAUGGUGUAUGUGGCCAACCUGGGAGACAGCAGGGCAGUUUUCUGUCAGAUGGAACGAAAUGCAGGGCAGGGCAUACUGGCGCUCAGUAAGGAACACAACCCCACAAUAUACGAGGAGCGCAUGAGGAUCCAGCGGGCUGGUGGCACAGUCAGGGGUGGGCGAGUCCUUGGGGUGCUGGAAGUGUCCAAGUCUAUAGGAGAUGGACAGUACAAACGCAUUGGAGUCAUAUCCACACCCGACCUCAGGCGCUGUCAGCUUACACCCAAUGACAGGUUCAUUAUCCUGGGCUGUGAUGGUCUGUUUAAAGUGUUCUCUGCAGAGGAAGCUGUUAAAUACGUUCUCAACGUCCUGCAGAAUGGGAGUGUUGAGAGGAAGGAGGGGCAGACAGAGGAGGAGGGCCGCUAUGAAGCAGCAUGUCAGAGACUGGCCAGUUGUGCCGACAACGUUACCGUCAUACUGGUGUCUGUUAGCUUCUGAACAACAGACACCCGAUCUUGCCCGUCAUUGAUGUGUCUGUCAUUGCGUGCCUCUGAGAGCUAUGUCCACCGUGGCUCCAGACCUUAAAACAUGAACAGAUCCCACUGCUGCCAGCAACAGACAAACAUCAGACAUGUUGGUCAACCAUUCAUUUUAAAAGAGGUGUUCUAAUCUCUAACUCAAUGUGAACUGUAUACCCUACGCAUGUAUGCAAUGCAAUUGCUAAUUGCUUGUGUUGCGUACUUGCGUAGGGUGUAAAUUAGGCUUAAUCCUCUGUACUGCCCUGUACUGCUUAUCCUGAUGACUACUGAUGAUUUAAAUGGGCUUUGUUUUCUGUCUAAUACAUUGUCUUGUCUAAUUUGUGCACAUGUUGUUUUAUUGCCUUCAAUGUUAAAUUUGUAUUUUUCUUUGGGUUACUUUUAAUAAAGUAUUUCAGAACAGAA